AAACGAACAGCCCGAGCUCUCUAUGCGCAGAAUUCCGGACUGAUGGACGACGAUACACGCGGGCGCAAUUUGGCGCCAUUCGCCGCCAAGGACAGGGCUGAAAUGCAAAACCUGUGGAAGUUCAAAGUCAACCGAACUGAAGCCGAGCAGUGGGUUCUGCGUGACAUGAAGUUCCUAAUAUACGACGACUCGGACGAAAAGACCGACGUAUACGGCACCGGGGAGUACGUUGAUGGCCAAGAGGACCGAAGGGCAGUAGAUAGUGUUGCACUGUCGCUCAAGGCUGAGGAGGUAUCACCUGGCGCUGCCCCUACACCGGCCCCUCCCUCGAGCGACGCCGGCCCAUCAGUGACCUUCGAUUGCUUCCCUUGCGAGUGUGGUAGGGUUGGUUGCGAGAAGACACGCGGCGCAGGGCAUUUCAAGGACUGGAGAGAUUCGCCGACGGUAGAUGUCAGCUCCUGGUCGUCGGACAAGUGUGGUGACUGUGAACUCUCGGAACGCGAAUGCUACGAACGGAAGCGAAACGCUGGAGAAAAAUCGCAUACGUGCAAAAUCUGCACCAGGGUUCCCGAGUUCCCCAGCGACAGGAAGACCCGCACAUUCCGCCUCUUCAGCCCGAGCGUUGAGUGCCCGGAGAUUGUGGAAACCCCCGACUGCGACAACAUCUGCGGGCACUUUGUGGCCAUCUCGCACUGCUGGCCGCUGCCGGCGCUGGAUGGGUGCGGGGAAGAUCAAAAGCCCAAGACUUGUCGCGUGCGCGAAAAGGACGGGACGACACGCACUGCCCGCGCUCUGGACGAUGUCCUCGACCGCGCCGUCGAUUUCGCCAAUAUGGUCGGUUUCCGCAUGAUCUGGAUCGACCACGAGUGCCUGCCACAACCAACUGAGGAGAGUCCGCAAGAGGAUAAGGAGUACCAGCGAAUCGGUGUUCAGGCCAUGGAUAUGGUUUAUCAAAGAGCACUGGUAACGGCCAGCCUUCACGAAGGACUCGUGGUUAGUCAGCAGCAGGUCGACGCCAUCGAUACGCUCCUAGAUCCGAGCAAUUCCAGCCUUAUAUUCGAGAUUUACAACCCUCCCAGCCCCGGUCAACCAAAUGAGUUCCGGCUGGCAGUAACACAUGCUAUCGAAUUCUUACAAGCAGUCGUAAAUGACCGCUCUUAUACCCGUGCGUGGGUGGCCCAGGAAGCAGUCAGUGCAGGGAUUCAACGUUUCCUCGUAUUCCGUAGGGCACCUGCCGUCGUAGGCAGGACGCGGCUCCGUGGGGCCAAUAGCAUCAGCCACAAAGGCCGGCCACGGCACAGCCUGGACGAUCAGGAGCCUAAACUGCCAUUUGAGGUUAUCGGCAUCGCUCAGAACGAGUUCUACCUGCUUCUUAGGAAGUUAAAGCUGUGUUAUCGCUCCUUUGGAAGACCUUCGACCUGGGACUUGAGACUGCUGCAUCACAACGCUCUUUCGACCAUACGAGCCGCCGAAGCCCUCCAACCCAACUUGACUCUCAAGGACAGUGGGUGGUUGGAGCCCCGGAUAAGCUUGCCCACUUUGUACGGGGACGACAGAAAAGCCUUGAGCGCUGCUACAGCGCUCACCCUACUUAGCACCCGCGAGUGCCGCGAUACCCAAGAUCGCAUCCCCAUUUUGGCCAACAUGUGCCGCUACGAGCUCCGCAUCGAGACGGCCGACGCGGUGGCAAAUUGCAGGUCGCUUCGCGUUGCUAUACUGUCUCUCGCUCUGCUCAACUCGGACUUGUCCCUAUUGGUGCCCGAGAUGUAUUGGUGCCGAGAAACAACCGUCAGCGACGAUGGAAAUACAUUGCCAGGCUGCAUAUGCGACGUGCGGUACGACGGUGGGCUGUUCUCUCCGUUCGACAGGCACCCGGGAAAUAUAAGCGACCCUGACCCGCAGAGUUUCGAUCGCUUCAAGCCGACCACCAACAGAGAACUGUACGGGGCAGGUCCGGUCGAGGGCGGCCUGCGAAUGGCCGCAUACCUAUGGACGGCUGAAAAGGAGCUGGACCUAGGCUUCCUUCGUGACCAGCACUGCGACACCUGGAACAGUCUCAAAACCAUCAUAGUUGAUUGCGAAGGGAGUUCUGAUGCCCGUAUUCGCCAGAUGGGAAAGCGGCUUGAGCCCGGCAUCGACGUGAAAUUUGAGAGAGGGAUUCGGGCGGAGGUCAUGCGCUCCGAAGAUGGCAUCCUCCCAAAAUCUUCGGCUCUGUGGGGCGACCUGCCACCUGGUGAUGAAAAAUUCCGACUGGGUUUCGACACGGACAGGAUUGAAGAGAACCCCCCAAUGCAGCAGACACUCGCCGAGGUGGUAUUCGACAUCCUGGGCAAAAUAAGCCGUUUUCCACACCCGCUCGCGGCUGGAUUGGCCGACAGCAUCUGGCAAUCGCUACGGGUCGGUGUCGUGCCCGGAGGGCAACCAGAUCUCCCCGAUGUUGUCUGCGACGAGCUUUUUGCCCAUCCGGAUGUUGUGGCCCAACCAUUUGAAACGCUGAAGCUCGACAAGGACAUGACUAACCUUGGCGGUGGCUAUCACCAGACCUGGUUCGUUGAGCGCAUCAUGCAGCGGGGCAAACUUUGGGUAUGGCGGUACAACCGCCCUGCCAUCAGCGAGGCAGCACAGCAGGAGACGCCUGCGGAUACCGACAUCUGGGCACAGGAUGCCACACGCGGCCUUGGUGGUAGACCCACGGUAUUGGCAGGAAAAGGGAAAGAGCCCGAGAUACCUAACGAAGCCGCUGGGCCACGUGGGUUGGCUAUCUCAUUUUUGAGGUCCGAUACGCGGCUGUUCCAGUUUAUCGACAGUAUGAGGUUCAUAAGGACUGGCACCUGGACUCGCGACUUCCGAACGACGGAAUAUAGAGACAUCGAGGCGCCCAAGAGAGCUGGCGUCGAAGCUGAUAUUCUGCGAAGGCAGGCUAUGGAGCGGCGACUGCGGGACUUGUACAUGGGCUUCGCCUACAGGUACAUGGACGACAUCCCGGGGCUCCCCAAGCUGGGCACAGGUAACCUGAUCGCAUUCGCCCUUAAGAUGGAAAAGUUGCGGGACUUUGGUAGAGGGGGCCUUAUCGCUGAACAAGACCUAGGCCCAAGGCCACUCGCGGCCACGUUUGACGUCGACGGGUCCUGCGUGGUGGCGACCCCAUACAACCCCGCCUGGGAGGUGAUCCCGGCGCCCGCCAUGCGGAGCAUGAGCACCUGCUGGGUCGUCGAGGAGGUGCCCGACGACGCGGGCGGCGGAGGCGACGAAGAGCAUGACGCCGUGGCUACGGAGAGCACCGCGGCGGGCCAAGGAGAAGAAGACGCGCCCGGCCCUGGCGGCGGCGGCUUGGAAGAGGCUGAGGAGGGGACCAAACAGGAGGCAGACCAGAACGAAGCUAGAAACUGGAUGCCUUCGCUUUUGGCUUGGUGGCGCAAUUGGUUCGUGACAGAAACUGCGAGGGGGAAGCAGAGACGACAAGGUUUGGGGAACGAUCAGGCCAGCAAAUACCCGCAAAGGGGGAACAAACGCACUCUCGACAACCCCUUCGGCUACGCGUCGCGCCGUUUCAAGGUUGUUCGGAAGGUUAAAGGCAUGAGGAAGAUCAUGGAUCUACCUGACCAGACGCACAUAUUUGAGUAAGACUCAAGAUCCCAAACUACAACCCCCCGCUCGUCCGUCUCCUUCCAGAUCGCCAUGGAGAUGGGCGGCACCUGGUCCGGCUGCGCAGUCCUCGAAUCCGCGACUUUGGCGAUGUACAGGUCGGCUAAGGGUGCGACCCUUGCGACCAAGGCCGGGACGUGGGUGCAAUGCCUAAAGGUGUUCAAGGGUUGAGUAGAAUUGUUAGUGUCGCGCGCUUUCCUGUUCUUAUUCUUUUCCUGUUCUUGUUCCUGUUGUCAUUCCUAUUGUUAUUGCUUUAUAUACAUAUAUUAUCUGAUUCUUUCGCGCAUUACCCG
Molecule: messenger RNA, 3938 nt
Organism: Gaeumannomyces tritici R3-111a-1
Lineage: Eukaryota; Fungi; Ascomycota; Sordariomycetes; Magnaporthales; Magnaporthaceae
Exons: 4
Coding region: 43-3624 (1193 amino acids)
Source: RefSeq, a predicted model, not a curated record